Messenger RNA from Triticum turgidum subsp. durum (durum wheat), 921 nucleotides. Lineage: Eukaryota; Viridiplantae; Streptophyta; Magnoliopsida; Poales; Poaceae. The record is from the annotation of a GenBank genome assembly.
AUGAGUAUACUGGUGAUUACGGUAGACCUGCAAUGCUGCCGCUGCAAGAAGAAGAUCAAGAAUGUUCUCGAGUGCCUCAAAGAGGAUUACUGCAUCGAGAAGACCGAGUACGAGGACAAAGACAACAGGGUGAUCGUCCGUGGGAAAUUCGACGCGGAGAAGCUCUGCAAAAAGAUCUGGUGCAAGGCCUGUAAGGCCGUCAAGGAUAUCAAAAUCGUACCACAAUGGCCGCCGCCGCCGGCGGACCCCGGCCCAACCAAGCCGACGAAACCACCAUGCGCAUGCACAUGCCCGCCUCCGCCCGAGCCGCCAAAACCAUGCCCAUGUCACCCGAAGGCGCCAUGCCCGCCGGCUCCAACCAAGCCGCCGAAACCACCAUGCGCAUGCACAUGCCCGCCUCCGCCCGAGCCGCCAAAACCAUGUCCAUGUCACCCGAAGCCAUGCCCGCCGGCUCCUGAGCACAAACCAUGCAAACCUGAGCACAAACCAUGCAAACCUGAGGCCAAACCAUGCCCGACUGAGCACAAACCAUGCAAACCUGAGGCCAAAAAAUGCCCUGAGCCGGAAAAAGAGCCGCCGCCGCCCAAACCAACAUACAAGUUCAUGCCCUACCCGUACCCGGUACCGUACCCUAUGCAGUGCCAGAGCUCGCCGUGGAACUGCCCUCCGCAGCAAUGUCACUGCUGCCCUGCCGAAAAGCCACCGCCCCCGCCGCCACCGCCUCCCCGACCGCCGCCGGAGCCCCCCAAGCCAGAGCCCUGUAAGUGCUCGCAGUCGCAACACCCCUCUCACGGUGGCUGUGGCUGCGGCAAGCCGCCUAAUUGCUGGCCGCCGCCCACCUGGCCGCCGCAGCAACCCUGCUUCAUGCCGCCACCAUGGUUCACGGAGGAGAACCCGUCGGAUGCCUGCUCCAUCAUGUGA